AGUCGUAUCAUAUCUAUAACUUUGGCUAAACUCAAAACCCUAGCUCAAAUCCCGUUUGCCUCCAUUUUCAUUCCAUCAACAAAAACCUAAGUUUAUACUCAGCUUGAGACAUUUGAUAACUAUGUCGGACGACGAGAGAGAAGAGAAAGAGUUGGAUCUGACAAGUCCUGAGGUUGUUACUAAGUACAAAAAUGCUGCUGAAAUUGUUAACAAGGCUCUGCAGUUGGUGGUGUCUGAAUGCAAGCCAAAAGCAAAGAUAGUUGAUCUUUGUGAAAAAGGAGAUGCCUUCAUCAAAGAGCAAACUGGGAAUAUGUACAAGAAUGUGAAGAAGAAAAUCGAGAGGGGUGUGGCAUUUCCCACCUGCAUUUCAGUUAACAAUACCGUGUGCCAUUUUUCUCCACUGUCUAGUGACGAGACAGUAUUGGAAGAAGGUGAUAUGGUGAAGAUUGAUAUGGGGUGUCAUAUAGAUGGCUUUAUUGCUGUAGUUGGUCAUACACAUGUGCUCCAGGAAGGACCAGUUACUGGUAGAGCAGCUGACGUUGUUGCGGCUGCUAAUACAGCUGCUGAAGUUGCCCUGAGGCUUGUGAGACCAGGAAGGAAGAACUCGGAUGUAACAGAAGCUAUUCAGAAAGUUGCUGCGGCAUAUGACUGCAAGAUUGUUGAGGGUGUUUUAAGCCAUCAAAUGAAGCAGUUUGUGAUUGACGGAAACAAAGUUGUGUUAAGUGUGUCCAAUCCUGAAACGAGAGUAGAUGAUGCAGAAUUUGAGGAGAAUGAGGUCUAUUCAAUUGACAUUGUAACAAGCACUGGUGAAGGAAAGCCAAAAUUGUUGGAUGAGAAACAAACAACCAUCUACAAGAGAGCUGUAGAUAAAAGCUACAACCUGAAGAUGAAAGCGUCGAGGUUUAUUUUCAGUGAAAUCAGUCAGAAGUUUCCUGUCAUGCCAUUUACAGCAAGGGAUUUGGAGGAGAAGAGAGCUCGUUUGGGACUCGUUGAAUGUGUUAACCAUGAGCUUUUGCAGCCCUAUCCUGUUCUACAUGAGAAACCUGGUGAUUUGGUUGCUCACAUAAAAUUCACAGUGCUGUUGAUGCCUAACGGGUCAGAUAGGAUCACAACUCAUACUCUCCAGGAGCUGAAACCUGCUAAGACAAUAGAGGAUGAACCUGAAAUCAAGACCUGGUUAGCCCUUCCCGUAAAAAGCAAGAAAAAAGGCGGCGGGAAGAAAAAGAAAGCGAAGAAAGGUGAGAAGACAGAAGACUCAUCCCAAGCUGAACCAAUGGAAGGAGAAUCAAAUGGUGCUGAAUCUUGAUAUGUUGCUAGAACUUUGAUUUGAUUCAAUUCCAAGAACUAUUUGUUGAUUGUUAGUUAAAUGUGGGAUAUUGAGGUAGUUGUGGAUCUUUCUUUGCGGCAUUUUGCAAUACAAGAAUGGCAUGGACAGUUGUUGUCCUUGUCUUGACACUUUUGUCAUGUUAGAAUUAUUCAGUGGGGUUUCCAAUGCUAUAAUGCUCUAUUAUCAAAAGCUUCAGUAAGAUGUUUUGUACU
This is a messenger RNA of Nicotiana tabacum (common tobacco), 1539 nucleotides long. RefSeq names its product ERBB-3 BINDING PROTEIN 1. The record is from RefSeq and is a predicted model, not a curated record. Lineage: Eukaryota; Viridiplantae; Streptophyta; Magnoliopsida; Solanales; Solanaceae.